CAUUUACUUACGGAGCCUCUUAAUUGUGGUGCUCAUCGACUCGACAGUGUAGCGGAAAUACCGAUCUCUCUUUUCUCGAACGUCUUGCCGUGGUUUUACGAAGAAAAUAAUUACGAGGAAAAUAAUUUUGUUUUCGCGUGCGACAGAUAUCGAACUAGAUCCACGCUUCGAGCGAUCAGCCCAUCCGACAGUAUUCGCCGUUUUGUUGAGGUGACUCAACGUGCCAAAUGUGCGCGCUGUACUGUCGGUAAACAGGGUAUAAAAACUUUGUAGAGAACUCUUGGAAGUAUUAUGCUCUGUUUACUUACGGUACGGUUGCGACAGAAUCAUCCGACGGAUCGCCGACGGCGAGCGGAAUCCAGACGGAAGGACUCUGCUGGCACGCUCGAUUUUCGCGAGUCCCAUAUUCCAGCAUAACUCAGCCGUGUUGUAGCGAGGCAUUAUGCUAGAAAUAUGAGGUAUCGCGAAUGCACGGUAGAACCUCUGCGAGGAUCUGAGCUGAGUCGCUCGCACGCCACCGCGGCUCCUCGUGAUAGCGGAAUGCGCGAGGAUGCAUCUCGAGGUGACCUGUGAAACGUAAAAUUCACCAUUUUCUCGCCACUUACCGGAGAUCGAGCGAGUGCCGCGAGAACGAACGUGAAGCGCGCUUUAUCUGCGUACUUGCGAUUUAUCUACACAGCGGGGAACCAUUUUUACCGGUUAAUUUUUUUAGAUCGUCACGAUAACAAUACAGAUACUCGUGUUUCACCUGGACGCUUGAAGGACGCGAUAACGAUGUAAUCGUAGCGGAUGAUGGCGGAGUGCACUCAAUCUCUCCUUCUCGUCCGUCGCGCCAUUUUAAUAACCCAAGUUGCAGCCGCUCGCGCCGCAGUGGUCAUUAGGUGCGCAUCUGUGCAACGUCCGGAAGAUAUUUUCGCAAUUCUCAGCGGGGUUAUCGAUCCCCUCGACCCUGUGACAAUUAUUGUUAUUAUUGUGCGCUACAGAUGCGCAUACAGUCGUGGUAUCGUGACGACAAUUCACGCGAAGAAUUCACCGAGCGCGGACGAUACGAGCCACGUUAUUAAUUUCGCGGCCGCGUCCUCGUCGACCCCUGCGGUGUCGCGAACGCGUUUCUCGCGCGUAUAUCUGCUGCAGGCACGCGAUAGAGGAGAGAGAGGAGAGGAGAGGAGAGCUCGGGAGGCACACAAUUUCGAAAAGAGGCGACUGUGAAAAUCUGCGAGGAAGAUGCGCGUGGCGGUAGUCGGCGCCGGUGUAAUAGGAGUAACGAGCGCGCUCGCGGUGAAAAGCGCUUUUCCGAACUACCACGUGAAGAUCUUCGCCGACGCGUUUUCACCCGACACCACCGGCGAUGGGAGCGCCGGUCUGUGGAGUCCUUUUUUUCUCUGUGACACGCCCGCCGAAGAUAUAUACCGAUGGGCCGGCCGCACUCAUCGCUGGCUCGAGCAAUUGUGGAAAGCUGGAUUAUCAUCGGAGACCGGCGUCUCUCUGAUACCCGUAAUUCGCGUUAUCAGCGGUAACGAGUGCGACACCGAUCUGGCAUGGCUGAAACUCGUCUACGGCGCUCAGGAACUCAGCGGCGAGCAAUUACGGCGUCUGAACGAGGAGCACAAGUCUAAUUACAAGAUGGGACGGCACUUUUUAACGUACACCUCCGAGCCGGUUCUACUGUUGCCGUGGCUCAUGAAAAAGUUCAGUAAUCUGGGCGGAGAGAUGGAGAGGAGGAAGGUGAAAGCGUUGCACGAGCUGGCCGAGGAAGGGUACGAUUUGAUAAUAAAUUGCAGCGGACUCGGUGCACGAGAACUCGUCCCGGAUAAAACGGUGACACCUAUCAGAGGUCAGGUAUACAAGCGUCGAGGACGUCGUGCUGGGUGGCACGCAUCAAGAGGACGAUUUCGACUGCACCGUUCGCGAAGAGGACUCGAAGCGCAUUCACGCUGGAUGCUGCCGCCUGAUGCCGUCCUUAAAGGCAGGUCGGAUGAGUCGCGCGUGGGUGGGCCUUCGGCCGGGACGGCCGCGGGUUCGUCUGGAAUGCGAAAAUGUCCGCGCGGCCGGGGGAAAGGAGUUCAAGGUGAUACACAAUUACGGCCACGGUGGAAGUGGCGUGACGCUAUGCUGGGGGUGUGCCGUGGACGUCGUCGAAAUGAUGAGGAACUUGAAAGUACCCGAAUUAAACUCCAAACUGUAACUCCAGGGACAGAGCGAAUAAACUUUUUAUACUUGGUACAUUUUUAUACAGCCGCAUAGAGCCGCGGCUGCUUUCAGCCUUCCUCCUAAUCCGUCCCCCGCGUCGCGUACCGCGCGCGGUUGAAAGGCUCGUGUCGUUGAAUAUUAUUCCCGCCGGAUUCUCUCCUCCUCUCUGCGCGCGCUCUUUUAAUUGUCGGCUGAAAUUUUCAGGCCGGGAUUAAACUUGCAUCGGAUUCUUGCUCUCUAUAUCCCUACAACGCGCGCGCGAAUGAACACUCACCUCGUUCCUCGUCCGUUUUUCGCGCUGCUCCGCGUCGCUGUUCUACUCGCUGUUCUCAACACUUGAUCGAUAUCGCGGCAAUUCUUACCUCGGCUCCCGGUAACCCGCGUAAGAACGGCAAAAAGUCAACGUAAUUAAACGUCAAGAAACAAGGCGUAAGCGCGCGAGCGCGCGAGCGUUCGAUCUGCCGCGCAGCAACCUAUUUAAAGUUUCGUGUCGUGAUUACUUCCGUAACUGCACAAUUUCUAAAUAUGGUCGUCGCACUGUAAUUAAAGCACCAAACCGAACUACCGAGAUACCUUACAUGUCGACCGUGCCGCAGUAGUCGCGUCAAGCCAGACGUCGUCGCGACGCGUGUCCCAGCCCAGUCGCAGCGCCGCGAUCCCUAUCGGUCUCUCGCCUAUUUUCCCUGGCGAAAGCAGCGCAGUGUCGUCUUAUCGUCUUAUCUUAGUGUUUCGUCGAGAUUAAGCGGGAAUAUCGCGAAUAUCGACAGGUACGCACACUAUACACGCACAGCUAUACACGGAUUGGAGAUGUCUCUCCCGUGUCUUCGAAAAGUCUCGAGCCAAUU
Molecule: messenger RNA, 3035 nt
Organism: Harpegnathos saltator (Jerdon's jumping ant)
Lineage: Eukaryota; Metazoa; Arthropoda; Insecta; Hymenoptera; Formicidae
Product: D-amino acid oxidase 2
Exons: 7
Coding region: 1225-2244 (339 amino acids)
Biological process (GO): D-amino acid catabolic process
Cellular component (GO): cytoplasm
Molecular function (GO): D-amino-acid oxidase activity; FAD binding
Source: RefSeq, a predicted model, not a curated record